AUUAUGAAGCAUUGAUUUUAGAGCGUUUAAAGUUAAUGAUACCAACUAACAAAAAGGAUGAAAGAAAAGACGAACUUUUACAAAAAGACAACUUAACCGCCCAAGAGGAUAAAGAACUUUUAACCCUCGUAAAAGAGAUAGAAAAAAACCGCAAUAUCUUACGCGAACAAGCAAAAAAAAGCAUAUAUAGCUCUCCCUUUUCCCUUUUUGACUAUGAUUAUAACGAGAACGAAUACGACAGCGACGACAAUGAAAGCGACAUUUUUGACUAUUGCCUAGACACAGACGACGAGGAGGACGAGGAGGAACAAGCUGAGAAUAGCCAAAAAACACUAACCAAAUUAAAAAACCAAACCGAAAGCGAUUGA
Messenger RNA from Racocetra fulgida, 368 nucleotides. NCBI's taxonomy places the organism in Eukaryota, Fungi, Glomeromycota, Glomeromycetes, Diversisporales, Gigasporaceae. The record is from the annotation of a GenBank genome assembly.